AUGAAAUUCUUCAUUUUUGGCAUAUUCUUUGCGCUUUUGCUUAACUUUGUAACCGCGCAUUAUCGGCUUUUGGUGCCUCGACCUAGAAAUGACGCUUCUUGCGAUUUUGGUGCUCCGUGUGGUGAUAAAUAUCGUGAUAUUAAUCAGACCACCAUUUCCACUUUUCCUAUAAAGGGUUAUUCUACACUUAGACAUACUCAUGCUGUCAAUGGUACUCUGUUUUAUUUGUAUUCUAAUGAUGGCGGCGCUAAGUUCAACCCCGUGGCAGAGCCUAGAUUCUAUAACGUCACUAAUCAAUUUGGUGAGAAUUUAACGACCUUUGUUGAUCUAACCAAGGCCGGUGCAACUGUUGGCACUCAAGGUAUUCUUCAAACAUAUUUUAUUCACGGCAAUGAUACUUCUCCAAUCAAUACGACGUGGUACCAAUGUGCUGAUAUUAAGGUCAUUGAUGAGCUUAAUACCCUAAAUAAGUCUUUUAGCUCUACUUCUAGCGCU
Molecule: messenger RNA, 495 nt
Organism: Racocetra persica
Lineage: Eukaryota; Fungi; Glomeromycota; Glomeromycetes; Diversisporales; Gigasporaceae
Source: the annotation of a GenBank genome assembly